Echinops telfairi (small Madagascar hedgehog) is the source of this 945-nucleotide messenger RNA. Its product is annotated as glioma pathogenesis-related protein 1. The transcript has 6 exons. Gene Ontology annotation, cellular component: extracellular region. Lineage: Eukaryota; Metazoa; Chordata; Mammalia; Afrosoricida; Tenrecidae. The record is from RefSeq and is a predicted model, not a curated record. Bases 62 to 907 code for a protein of 281 amino acids.
GUGCUUUGUGCAGCUGCCGGGGACCAACCGUGAAGAACGGGUAACUCUCCGAACCUGGGAGAUGCUCCAUCGCAGCCCGCGGGCCUCCCCACCCGACAGCCCAAGUGUGCGAGCCACACUGACCGUGACGACCUGGGUGGUCUCUUUAGCCUCCUGCUACUCCUACACUUCGAACACUUUACCAGAUAUCAAAAAUGAAGAGUUCAUCAAAGAGUGCGUUCGAUUGCACAAUAUGUUCCGAUCAGCUGUGAGCCCGGCAGCCAGUGACAUGCUGUACAUGACUUGGGACCCGGCAUUAGCUCAAAUUGCUAAGGCGUGGUCCAGCACCUGCCAGUUUAAACAUAACGAUCGGUUGAAGCCGCCCCACAAGCUACACCCAAACUUCACGUCGCUGGGAGAAAACAUCUGGACCGGGUCCGUCUUCGUCUUUUCUGUGUCUUCAGCCGUCACGAGUUGGUACGAGGAAGUCGAAGACUAUGACUUCGAAACGAAAGCCUGCCGAAAAGUCUGUGGCCAUUACACCCAAGUUGUUUGGGCAAAUAGCUACAAAGUUGGCUGUGCUGUACAGUUCUGUCCUAGGGUCUCUGGUUUUGAAAAGCUUUCCAAUGGAGCGCAUUUUAUAUGCAACUACGGACCAGCAGGAAAUUACCCAACCUGGCCAUAUAAAAGAGGAGCUACUUGCAGUGCCUGCCACAAGGAUGACAAGUGUUUGGACAAACUCUGCAUUAACCAAGAGCGAGACAAAGUCAAAAGUUACUACUCCAUUAAGUAUCCAGACUGGCCAAUAUCCUUACGUAACAGAUACACCUCUCUUGUUCUCAUUGUGAAGGCAUUCGUUCUAAUACUGAGUGUUAUAAUUACCAUCUUGAUCCAGCACAAAUACCCUAAUUUAGUUCUUUUGGAUUAACACAAUCCAGGGGGGAAAAAAUUAAAUAAAUGGCUUUA